AUGCCUCUUGCCCCAUCAAGGGUUGCAUCUUAUUCCAGCGCUUCCUGGUUUGCCAAUCAUGCCACAGACCGCUUUGUAAAGGAUGCCCAACAAUCGGGAUAUCGCGCCCGCUCUGCCUUCAAACUGCUCCAAAUCCUUGAGAAGCAUCCCAUUAUAAGGCCUGGCAUGACCAUACUUGACUGCGGAGCAGCUCCUGGCUCCUGGAGCCAAGUGGCCGCCAAUGUUCUCAAAAGCAAUGGAAGAAUAUUGGCAGUCGAUCUGGACCCAAUUGGGCAUAUUCCAGGCGUAUCUACUCAUCAAGCGGAUAUUACCUCCGAUUUUUUCAAAAAGGGCUUCCUUCCAAACUGGCUGGGUGAAGGCAAAAACAAAGGGAACCAAAUUGAUAUAAUUAUCUCGGACAUGUGCCCAAACAUCUCUGGAGUCGGAGAUCUUGAUUCUUUACGCUCUGUAGAGUUGGUUUCGCAUGUGUUGGAAAUCGCAAAACAACACCUGGCAAAGGGUGGCUCUUUUUUGGCAAAAAUAUUUACUGGAGGGCAUGAAAGGGAUUUCAAAGCCAUGCUACUUGAUAGCGGCUUUCAACGGAUAAAAGCAAUAAAGCCGCCUGCAAGCCGCAAAGGCUCCUCUGAGAUUUUUUUUCUUGGUCGUGAUUUUUGUGCCUCAUAG
Molecule: messenger RNA, 663 nt
Organism: Mitosporidium daphniae
Lineage: Eukaryota; Fungi; Microsporidia
Product: ribosomal RNA large subunit methyltransferase E
Exons: 1
Coding region: 1-663 (220 amino acids)
Biological process (GO): RNA methylation
Molecular function (GO): RNA methyltransferase activity
Source: RefSeq, a predicted model, not a curated record